AUGGUGUCGUCAGCAGUGGUGAAUACGUAUCCACUGUCAAGCUACACUUUCGGUGCCAAAGAGCCCAAAAUGGAGAAAGACACCUCCGUUGCCGAUCGCCUUGCCCGCAUGAAAGUCAAUUACAUGAAGGAGGGGAUGAGGACUAGCGUCGAAGGAGUUUUGUUGGUACAAGAGCAUAAUCAUCCUCAUAUUCUUCUUCUGCAAAUUGGAAAUACAUUCUGUAAACUCCCAGGUGGCCGACUGAAGCUGGGAGAGAAUGAAAUUGAGGGCUUGAAAAGGAAACUUUCUAGCAAACUCGCUGCGAAUUCACCUGGUCUUGAGCCAGAUUGGCAGAUUGGUGAAUGUGUGGCAACAUGGUGGAGACCAAAUUUUGAAACCAUAAUGUAUCCUUACUGCCCUCCACAUAUAACAAAACCGAAGGAGUGCAAGAAGCUUUUCAUUGUUCAUCUGUCAGAGAAAGAGUACUUCGCUGUUCCGAAGAACUUGAAACUUCUUGCUGUUCCGUUGUUUGAACUCUAUGACAAUGUUCAGAGAUACGGACCUGUUAUUUCCACCAUUCCGCAGCAACUAUCCCGUUUCCAGUUCAACAUGAUCCAGUCAUAG
Molecule: messenger RNA, 603 nt
Organism: Fraxinus pennsylvanica
Lineage: Eukaryota; Viridiplantae; Streptophyta; Magnoliopsida; Lamiales; Oleaceae
Source: the annotation of a GenBank genome assembly